Messenger RNA from Selaginella moellendorffii, 1237 nucleotides. RefSeq lists its product as uncharacterized. The record is from RefSeq and is a predicted model, not a curated record. Lineage: Eukaryota; Viridiplantae; Streptophyta; Lycopodiopsida; Selaginellales; Selaginellaceae. The transcript has 5 exons. Bases 79 to 1179 code for a protein of 366 amino acids.
UUGGAAUCGACGUAGAACAGGUUUUCUUUCAUCCCGAGAGCCCUCCCCCAAACUAGCUGAGAGAUCCUUCCAUCCCAAAUGGUGAGGUCGGUGCCCGCCAAUGAGAAUCACAUUCCUUCCGCAGUUGCCAGGCGAAGUGUUGCUUCCGCAUGGAAGAGCUACGCCAUAGCAGCGACACUGGGUGUUCUUCUCUCGUGGGCUUACUUGUCUGGAGUGAAGGCUCCGCCUCCUCGAAUUUGCGGGCAGCCGAAUGGACCUCCAGUGACCGCUCCAAGGAUUGUUCUUAGUGAUGGUAGAAAAUUGGCUUACAGUGAAAGAGGGGUUCCAAAGGAACAAGCAAAACACAAACUCAUUGUUGUGCAUGGCCUUGACGGGUCCAGGCACCAAUCCCUUUCACUGGUAUCACAGGAGCUUCUCGAGGAGCUGAGUGUGUACAUGGUGUCUUACGAUCGAGCCGGUUAUGGACAGAGCGACCCAAAUCCAACACGAACCGUGAAGUCGGAGGCUUUCGACGUUGAAGAAUUCACAGACCAACUUGAGCUGGGACCAAAGUUUUACUUGGCAUCUAUCUCGAUUGGAGGCUACACCGCUUGGUCUUGCCUUUACUACAUCCCCCACAGAUUGGCUGGAGUUUUGAUGUUCUCGCCCGUCACAAACUUUUGGUGGUCGAGGCUCCCAUCCCGGGAAGCCUACAAUGCGUUUCACACGCAGGCCAUUGGAGACAAGCUCGCGCUGCUCGUCGCUCACUACACCCCCUCCUUCCUCUACUUUUGGAUGACACAAAAACUCCUCCCAACCUCGAGCACCAUGGGAGCGCUCCACUUACAUUGCAACCCAAUGGACAGGGACACAAUACUCGGAGGAAAACCGGAUCCUGCUAUUGCCGAAGAGGCAAUGCAGCAAGGGAUCUUCGAGUCGAAAAUUCGUGACAAGAUGGUCAUGUUUGGCAACUGGGAGUUCGACCCCUCGGACGUCCCGGAUCCAUUCCCGAGCAAGAAUGGGUCGGUCCACAUAUGGCAGGGUGACGAAGACUAUCUCGUCCCUGUGGCGUUGCAGCGCUAUGUCCAUCGAUCCCUCCCGUGGAUCCAGUAUCAUGAGCUUGCCGGGGUUGGGCAUUUGCUCCAUGCUGCGCCGGGUGUGACUGAGAAAGCAUUUCGCCAGCUCUUCCAAUCAUCCUGAUACCCAAUGAAUACAUCACUGUGUAUGUCAACAUACGCUAAUUUACAAAAAUGUUUUA